UCCAUUGCGUCUGUCUUUCUCGUUUCUUUAAUUGUUAUUAUUGAAAUUCUGGUAUAUUAAUGUACAAGCAUUACUAAUCAUGUAGAAGAUUAGUCUAUUCAUUAUCUCGCAAUCAAUAAUUUGAGAUUGCGUUUAUAUAUCCACGACAAGCUGUAUAUUUCGUCAUCGUAUUCUCAAGACGAUAAUUUAAUUAUGAUUUUUUCGCUUAUUUACUUAAGAAAUUGAGGCAAUUGAUCCAGCUAGAGCUAUACACAAAGAUUUCGAGAUUAUGGGAAAUGAAAAUGUGUUUAGUUUCAAUUAUUGGUAUCGCAGAAAUCAUGAAAUUUGUAUUGACUUAAACUCGGAGUUAUAUUGAGGUGUUGAGUGUCAGAAUGGAGUCUGUUUGGAUUAAGCCCGAGCCAUCAUGGGAGGGUUAUGAGCCCACACCGGAGUCAGGGCCCGUCUCCGAAACACAGCCUUUGGAAGAAGCACAACCUCCAAAAGAAGACCAGGGCUCACAGGAAAAGGUGGUGGUGAAACAGGAACCUCCAGACGAAUCUGUUGAGCAUGGAGUGAAGACACAGUCUCCCAUACCAGAGGGCACCCAGGAACUUCCAAUAGUUGUGAAACAGGAGCCUCCUGAUAAUGUUGUGGAAAUUACUCUAGAGGUGGACAUUAAGAGAGAGACGGAAGAUGAGUCCGAUGCGGGUGCGAGCGAGAGCGUCGGAGCCACGCAGAUCGAAGUCGAAGUGCAAAUACCUAAAACAAAAGGACCCUCUCGACCAGCCCGGUCCACCGCAGACCUCACCAAAAAGAACCGAGAAGCGACCGAAGUUUCAUGCGACAUUUGUUUCAAAACUUUCAAGCAAGCGAGCAAGCUAAAAGAUCACAUAAGAAUACACACCGGUGAAAAGCCCUAUGACUGCGCCAUAUGCGAAAAACGGUUCAGACAACUGAGCCACUUGCGAAGACAUUCCCGAGUACACACCGGGGAAAGACCUCACGCGUGUAAUGUUUGCAAACAAGAGUUCACAGAAUUAGCCAAUUUAAGAACGCAUCAAAGAAUACACACGGGUGAAAAGCCUUAUGCUUGCAAACAGUGUAACAAAGAAUUUGCCGGAUUGAGCUGUUUAAAACGCCAUGAAAGGACGCAUACAGGCGAACGGCCGUAUUCUUGCAAGAAUUGCGGCAAAGAUUUCACACAAUCCAGCACGUUGAGGCUCCAUAUAAGGAAACACACAGGGGAGAAACCUUACCAAUGUACGACGUGUCUAAAACAUUUCAGCGGUAUGGACAAUUUGAGAAAACACGAAAGAAUCCAUUUAGGUUUAAAACUAUUCUCAUGCGACUUGUGUGAAAAAACUUUUACCGGUUUGAGUACUUUAAAGAGGCAUAAACGCAUACACACUGGUGAAAAGCCUUAUGUAUGUGAAUUUUGUAAAAAAGAAUUCGCAGGAUUAGAUAGUCUGGUAAGACAUGUUCGUAUACACACAGGGGAGCUCCCAUAUGCAUGUGAAAUGUGUCAAAGAAGGUUUAGGCAGUUGAGUAAUUUGAAGAAACAUGUUAAAACGCAUUUGGAGCAAAAGUUUUAUCAUUGUGGGAUGUGUAAGAAGAAGUUUAGAGAGUUGUCCACUUUGGAAACACAUGAAAGGAAAUAUCACAGUGGGGAAGGUAGCACAGUUUCGGGAGGGGAUAUGGUAAAAUUAGAGAAUCCCACGUGAUAAAAAAAAAUUUAUUGUUACACAUUACACAGUAAUAAAUUAAAUGGUUUCUCUGGCGGAUCCCAAACUAGGCUGAGCCUGUAUCUUGGGACCCUGGAGUGCAGUACGUCUUUAUACAAUGUAGAGUUAACAGUGAGAUAAUAAACAGAUAUUGCAGUGAACAACUUAGCUAGUUAAUAGAUUGUGUAAGUAGUUUUAUAUGAGCAAUUGCCGGCAACUUUGUACAUAGCCACGUGAGCAAAUUUUAAUUGAUCCUAUUUUGUUACCAACAUUUAGUAAUAUAAGUUGAC
Messenger RNA from Leguminivora glycinivorella, 1990 nucleotides. RefSeq names its product zinc finger protein 501-like. NCBI's taxonomy places the organism in Eukaryota, Metazoa, Arthropoda, Insecta, Lepidoptera, Tortricidae. The transcript is spliced from 5 exons. Gene Ontology annotation, biological process: regulation of transcription by RNA polymerase II. The record is from RefSeq and is a predicted model, not a curated record. Gene Ontology annotation, molecular function: RNA polymerase II cis-regulatory region sequence-specific DNA binding; DNA-binding transcription factor activity, RNA polymerase II-specific. Bases 372 to 1700 code for a protein of 442 amino acids.